Molecule: messenger RNA, 2277 nt
Organism: Alternaria metachromatica
Lineage: Eukaryota; Fungi; Ascomycota; Dothideomycetes; Pleosporales; Pleosporaceae
Exons: 3
Coding region: 1-2277 (758 amino acids)
Biological process (GO): regulatory ncRNA-mediated post-transcriptional gene silencing
Cellular component (GO): cytosol; P granule
Molecular function (GO): helicase activity
Source: RefSeq, a predicted model, not a curated record
AUGGGCGAUGUGCUUCAGAUACGUCAACUGUAUGUUAACGAAACAGGGGCCUUAACGCCCUGGACAGGCGUACAGCACAAUGCCGCAGUCUUCGGUGUCAACCGUGCGCAAGAAACAGUCUAUAUCAAAGCAGAUGGCCUAUGUCCACCGGUAUCGCCCAUGCGCAUGUUCGCUAAUGUCAUCAUUCCACUGAAGUUCAACAUCCUCCAAAGCCGGCGAAAAGCUUUGGCACACCUCAGCUCCGAGCUGAGACUCGUCGGCUUCUCCCCACGGACAUAUGGCUACCCAUCCUCGAACGACAGGCUAAAUCAUUUUGGCGAAUCGCCUGGUGUCAAAUAUGCCACACUUAACGCCGACGCCACGAGAGUCGCAUCCCACGAUUCUCAUAACGAUUGGAGUCUCAGAAUCCUGUUUCCCGAUGAAACUCAUGGCGAAGUUCAAACUACACUGCGCAAAGUUCCCCAUCGCAAGCUUUUCGAUCGCGCUGUCAACUACGAACAAGCGCAUGCUGUCAACGACAUAUGUACUAACAUAUAUGGGACUGUGCCUUACUUGAUCAGUGGACCGCCAGGCACGGGAAAGACAAAGACGCUUGUGGAGACGGCAAUGCAACUGUUAAACACUACAGAUGUCGCACACAUGCUAAUAUGCGCUCCAUCAGAGGCAGCGGCGGAUACACUGGCACUCAGGCUCAAGGAAUAUCUCGCACGAAAGGAGCUAUUUCGACUUAACCGACCAGGAAGGGCCGAUAACGAGGUACCACGGGAGCUAUUGCAGUACUGCCAUAUCGAGAACGACAUGUUCUGUCUACCACCAUUCCGGGAGCUCAUGGCUUUCAACAUCGUAGUAACCUCUUGUCAAGACGCGGCGAUACUGGCAGACGCAAGAUUGACCAACAACGAUCUCUGGACUAUACAAAGGAAUAUGUCAUCAGCUUUCAACCCAGACGACCAAAUCCCCAAUCCGAAGCUACAUUGGAGCGCCUUACUUAUAGACGAGGCAGCUCAAGCUACUGAACUAGACGUUUUGCCUGCCAUUAGCGUUGUAUGCCCACCAUUCACGUAUCCGACCACGUCGACCCAACCACGCGUAGUGAUGGCAGGAGAUGAAAAGCAGCUGGGGCCACGAAUUGCAUCCCGUAACCUUCUCGUACGCAGGUCCUUGUUCGCCCGGCUUUUUCAACGACCGCUAUACGAGAACCACCCUCUCUCGCGCUCAAAGAUCAAGCCAUCAUCCGGCUCACCAGUACUGAAGCGAUCAAUGUUACCGAUCACAUACCCACCAUUCACAUUACUAGUCCGAAACUACCGUUCCCACCCUGCCAUCCUCAGCGUACCAAGCGCUCUCUUCUACAACAAUACCCUGAUCCCAGAGGCUCCUCUAUCAACCACCCCACUCCAACAAUCCGAUCUCUGGCGCGGCCGCAAGUGGCCCGUCCUCUUCAUCCCGCACACCGGCCUCGACGAAAUCGAACGUGACAACGGCGGCUGGUACAACAUCUCCGAAGCGCGCAUCGCCUGCAACAUCGUCCAAACCCUCCACCGCUAUUCCUCCGUCAAGCAAUCAGACAUAUGCAUCAUGUCGCCCUUCGCCGCGCAAGUCAAACUCCUGCGUUCAAUGAUCCGUUCAUCCGAGUAUGGCAGAGGCGCAGGACUGUGGGACGUCAACAUCGGUCCCUUGGAAGCUUUCCAAGGUCUCGAGAAACGGGUCGUUGUGCUAUGUACAACACGAGCACGGAAGAGGUUUUUGGCUAAAGACGAAAAGGCCGGCUUGGGUAUCGUGGGUGGAGGUAGGAAGAUGAAUGUCGCGCUCACGCGAGCAAAAGAAGCGCUGUUCGUUAUUGGUAACGUUGAGGUCUUGGAGCAAAAUCAGCAUUGGCGGCAGUGGUUGGCGUUUUGUUGGCGGAACGGGUUGGUUAGUGAUGAGAAGGGGGGUUGGGAUGGGGGUUCAUUGGGAGGCGAUGGAGACGAGGUUAAGAUUGGGGUUCUGGAGAAGGCGUUGAUUGCUAAGGAAGAGCAGGGGAAGCAGAGGGGGAAGGUGUUAGGUGCUGGGGCGGGGACGCAGGAUGUCGGCGAGUAUGAUGCUUGGGUUGAGAGUUUGAGGGAGACGCUUGGGGAGGGGGAUGAGGAGGAGGGAGAGGGACUGGGGGAGGAGGGUUAUGAGGAAGGCGAGGAGGGAGACGUUGUACAUGCUCAUGAUACUAUCGCUGGCGCUGAGGAAGGAGAGCUUGUGACGAGGACUGGCACUCUGGUGUCCAGCCUUGACAACGAUGCCUAG